Molecule: messenger RNA, 2112 nt
Organism: Thrips palmi
Lineage: Eukaryota; Metazoa; Arthropoda; Insecta; Thysanoptera; Thripidae
Exons: 3
Coding region: 1-2112 (703 amino acids)
Biological process (GO): DNA repair; telomere maintenance
Molecular function (GO): DNA helicase activity
Source: RefSeq, a predicted model, not a curated record
AUGGAAUUGUUUCAUUUGAGGCUCUUGCUCUUAAACCGCCCUGGUAUGCGGUCCUUUCAAGACAUUCUCACUGUCGACGGAGAGUUUUACGAUUCAUUUGGCAAGGUGUGCAAAGUUUUAGGCAUUAAUGAUACUUCUAAGGUAGAUUACACAUCGGCAAUGUGUGAGGUUGCAAGUCAUGGUGCCUCUCGCCAAGUCAGGGCAUUUUUUGCAACGAUACUAGCAACUUGCUUCGUUGAAAAUGCAGAAGAACUCUGGAAAAAGCAUCGUGAAGCAAUGAGUGCUGACUUCCGAAGACGUGGUUGUGGAAGAAGAGAAGCACUCAUUCGAGCGAGAAGAGAAAUUUUGCAUCUAGUCAGUCAAAUGACGGGCGAUGUAUCUGACACAGUCAUGGUCCCUGAUGUUAACAGUCGAUUUUCGAAUCCUGUUAGAAUGAACUUUGAUCUCGAUGUACCUAUGGAAAUUUUACUUAAUGGUAUAGAGAUUUUUGAGGACGUUUUGGAGGGACCCCCAAAUGACGACGAGUUUUUAGAUGAACUUGAGACUGAAUUCAAUGACGAAAAUCAACAUGAGUCGAAUCACCAAGUUGAUGCUCUUUUUUCCCAUGUAAACAGCUACACAGAAGAGCAGCGGUCAGUACAUCAUGAAGUUAUGCAGGCGGUCCGUUCUAAUCGAAAUGAUAUACCACAGUUCUUCUCAUUAGUGGCUCCUGGAGGUUGCGGAAAAACUUACGUUUAUCUUGGACUUCUGAUGGACUGCAAAACAAAUCACAUCCCUGUUGUCAGUUGUGCCAUGACUGCUAUUGCUGCAGGCUUGUUAGAAGACGCCGAUACCUGUCAUAAAACCUUCGGCAUCCCCAUCAGAGCAAAAACUGACUGUUCCCAAAGGUCUUUCAUACAAUGUGACUCUGCCGAUGGCAUCCGACUGAGGGAUGCCAAGCUCAUAGUCAUUGAUGAGGUGUCAAUGAUGGCCAAAUGGCAGGUCGUUCUCAUCGAUUUUUUGCUAAGAGAUAUUAUGGACAAUGAUGUGGUCCCAUUCGGUGGAAAGGUGGUUUUGUUAGGUGGUGACAUGGGGCAAAUUCUUCCUGUGUUAAGAAAUGCCUCCUCUUUCGAUCUAAUUGAAAACUCCCUUCCAUCUUGGUCACACUGGCAAGAAAGACGCGAACUUAAACUGACUCACAACAUGCGAGCAGCUGAAGACCCAGUAUACGCUGACUGGAUCCUGAAAGUGCGAGAUGGAAGUGAAAACGUCGCAGGGUCUGACUUCAUCAGAAUACCAGAAAGUAUGCUCGUCAUGGCAAAUGACAAAGGUGAUAAUGAAGACCAUAGAUUGUGUGGCGUGCAAACACGGCUUGAGUUUAACCUUGCCAAAAAACUCGCCCAAGAGAUAUAUGGUGAAACGGUAAAUCAACAUUUGUCUGAUGGGAUAAUAGUUGCACCAACAAAUGAUGUCUGUGAUGAUAACGUCUGUCAGCAAAUGUUGUCAAGGGAAAUUCCAUCCAGAGAUUAUCUAGGCACAACUUCUAUUAUUCAUCAGGACGUGGGGCAGCGUUCUGAAGAGAAUCCUGCAGAAUUCAUUAUGGCACCCGAAGAACUGAACAUGAUUAAUGCUCCGAACCUUCCUCCACAUCAUUUGUCGUUAAGGGUUGGAUCAAUAGUAAUGUUGCUCAUCAACCUUAACAAGAGACUUGGCUUAUGCAAUGGCACCAGAUUUGUCGUGACGAAGCUUUUCCCCAACACAAUAGGGGUCAAACGGCUAAGGGCAUUCAAAGGAAAAAUGGAUGAAAUUUUUUUGCCUCGAAUGAUGAUGCGUAGUGACGACAUCCCUAUUGCAGGCUCUGUGCAACGGUUUCAACUUCCCAUCACUCUGGCUUUCUGCGUCACCAUCAACAAGAGCCAGGGCCAGACUUUUGACCACGUUGGCAUCUUCCUUAGAAAACCUGUCUUCAGUCAUGGGCAGUUUUAUGUGGCGGUCGGUAGAGCCAAGGCACAAAAAAAUGUUCGGAUUUGUAUACUGAAAGGGUCAUCUCAAGGUCCACAAAACCUCCGAGGAGGAAAUGGGUCCUACAGUGAUGUCAGGACGAAGAAUAUUGUUUUCAGGUCACUUCUUUGA